This is a messenger RNA of Ostrea edulis (European flat oyster), 3498 nucleotides long. Its product is annotated as calcium uniporter protein, mitochondrial-like. Gene Ontology annotation, molecular function: uniporter activity; calcium channel activity. Gene Ontology annotation, biological process: mitochondrial calcium ion homeostasis; calcium import into the mitochondrion. The coding region runs from base 49 to 1044 and encodes 331 amino acids. The record is from RefSeq and is a predicted model, not a curated record. NCBI's taxonomy places the organism in Eukaryota, Metazoa, Mollusca, Bivalvia, Ostreida, Ostreidae. The transcript is spliced from 7 exons. Gene Ontology annotation, cellular component: mitochondrial inner membrane; uniplex complex.
UUUCGAUCGGGCGUGGGAUUCUAGUCAAAGUGCAUAGCAGGACAGAAGAUGGCUUCCGCUAGACUUCUGUGUGUUGUUAGGCAGGACUUUUACCAGCAAAUGCACGGUUUGGUAUCGAGAAACCUCCUCCGAAAACAAAAGAUUAAAACCCUCGUUUGUCCAUGCUCUCUAUAUUCCUCACAAACCAAAGAUUUUUCAGAUGCCAGAGUGGAAGUUCGGAAUGGCCUCUCUGUGUUUACAGUGCCUUUACCAUCCAGGAGAGAGAAUUGUGAAUUCACACUCAAACCCGUAUCACAAACAGUGGGCGACCUCCUGAACUUUAUGGUGCAAGAGGACGGUGGGAUAGACCGGGCAGCAGUAUACACCGAUGAUGGUGUCAGGAUAUCUCAAUCCACAACCAUAGAUGUUUUACUGAGAAACAGCUUUAAACUUGUGAUAAACAGCACUGAGUAUGACCUAAGAGCACCAGAAGGGUUUGAUACUACAACAAGUGAAGAUAUAGAAGAAUUGUCCAAUGCCAAGAACCUGAUAGCUCAUCUCUACUCCACAAUGAACGUAGAACAACACCAAAUAGAGAAAGAGAGACAACUCAUGCAGAAACUAGAAGGGCUUAAGCUAGAGUUAGGUCCCAUGGAACAGAAAAUGGACAAGCUAAAUGCUGUGGCCAAGCGGCGUACAACGUUCUUGUCAUGGGCGGGUCUGGCUGCCAUGGGGGUCCAGUUUGGUUUCCUUGCACGACUGACAUGGUGGGACUACUCCUGGGAUAUCAUGGAACCGGUCACCUACUUUGUGACUUAUGGCACAACCAUGGCUAUGUUUGCGUACUUUGUUCUCACUAAACAGGAGUACAAUUUUGUGGAAGUAAAAGAUCGCCAGCAUCUAUUAUCUGUACAUGACAACGCAAAGAAGGAAGGGCUGGACGUACUGAAAUAUAAUGAGCUGAAGGACACCGUGGCCAAGCUCGAGUAUGACCUCAAACGAUUGAAAGACCCACUCCAGCUUCACGUCCCCAUGCUGAAUCCCUCCAAAGACCUGCAGGAAUGAACAUUAAAGUCUGAAGGCUAGGAGAAUGUAUGAUUAGAUUGGGUAAUGAUUUAGUCUGUUCAAAUGAAUACAUAUAUAGAUAUAUUCUAUACUGUCAAUAUGAUAUCUUUGAAGUCUAUUCAAGUUUUUGCUCCCUUUAUGCUUGCAAAAUUAUAAAAAUCUUUGAGCCUUUUUUUUUUUUAAAUUAGAACUUUUUGAUAUAUUAAGACUUUCAAUGUGUGAAGAAAUGAACAUGUGUAUAUUUAAGUUAAGAUUUAUUUAUAGAAAACAAAUUUUGAUCUAUGUGUACCUGCUGAUAAGAGCUGUAGCUCACCAUGUCGCUGAACAGACGAGAUCCCAAUAUAGGUCCUACACCACCAUAAAGUAGAAGCUCAUUUUGUAGGCAUGAUAGAUUUGAAUAAGUAGAGGCAGCAAAAUAUCAAUAAGGUCAACAAACCUGUUGCUGUUUAUGUAGGAGAUCUGAUUAUGCAGAAAGUAAAUAAGAAAGCACAGCAAUAUUAUUUGUCUGAUAAAAGAAAACGGAGUGGUAAAAUAUUGUGAAAUUUCUGAAUAUGAAAAAUUAAGAUGACAACUGUCAUGGUCAACAUGGAGUUACCAUAAAAUUAAUGUUGCUUUUUGGAUAAAACGAGAAACAGUAAUACUGAGUAUGGUUUCCUAGUCAGUUUUGGUCAGUUCUACAGCUUAUGGCAAGAGAAAGUAACCCUGUGAAGAGAAGGUUAAUAAAACUCUUGACAUGUGAUAAAACUGUGAUUCCUUCUGGGCCAGUCCGUGUCGCAUCAGAUUUCGAGAAGUUUUCGUCCUCCCCUGAUGGUCACUGGUUGUUGGUAGUUGUCUGUGAUGAAUUUAAUGUUUCAGUGUUUGUUCUUGAUCACGAUGACUAUAUAUCUGCAUUAGUGUAGUCCUUUCAGAGGCUUUGACAUUUUGAUGUCUGUAGGAAGAGUUCAGUUGUAUGCAUUUCUGAAAGUUGAACAUUAUUGCAGCUGUAGAAAAUGGUUCAAGAUAUAAUGGAUCAAUAAGGUAAAAAAAAAAAACCCAUCCUAUUAAAUGCAUUGAAAGCAAAAAAUGCCACAAACAAACACGGAUAAUGCUGAUAAUUUGAAGCUUUGGUUUAUUGGUUUUUCAAGUCAUUUACGCACACUAAGGGUGAUUUUCCAUUAAUAUUGCCUUGCCAGCAGUGUUUCUUUACUUUACCGUAAUUGCUAAAUGGCAACAUAUUUUUCGUUUUUGGGUAAGAGGGUAACACCAGAAUUGGACUAUUAUUAAACCAAGAUUCACCCCAUCCAUAGAGACAUGUAAUUCACUAUAACAAAACGUGCAUAUCAGAUAUAUAUACCUCGCUGACGAUAGUCUGCAGACUUUCUGUAGUUUUGUUAUAUAUAAGUAAUUCAUAAAUGUCUACUUACUUCCUGUAUUAUCAAUCAAAAUUUGCUGUUCUCUUUCACGCAAACAUUUUUUUUUAUUACUUUGCUGCUAUAUUAUAUAGCAUUUAGUAAACCCCCAUUUUGCACUCCCCUAACAAUUAUUGAAAUCUGUCUUGUACUACCAUUCCUGAACACAUGCUUACUGCCUUGUCCAAAACACAUCCUUAUCUCAAGUUUUUUGCAAAGUUGAUAAAAGAAGCUGACAUUGAACUUAAUGUACUUAUAGCUCUCUAUAGAAUAUUAUAUAAUUAUAUGGUAUGAUUUAUAUGAUGAAGCUGUAUAAUUUGUAGACAAAUACAAGAUGUAAUCAAUUUGGGGAUUUUUUACUCCAGCCAUUUUGUGAUGAGCACACUUUGUGUGACAGGUAGUGCUAUAUGUAUCAAACGAAUUCAACAUGUUUAUGUUUAAAUUUUUCCAGCUUUGUUUAUUUAAUGCUUAAGCUUGUAUGUUGCAUAGUUACAGUGUCAUUGAUCAAAAUUUGACAGAUUUUUUUUUAAAUUUUGACAUGAGAAGUAAAUUCGGGUUAGUGAACAAAAUGAAUUCAACAGUGCAAAGCAUAACUGCUAGAUACUGUUUACCGUAUGUUCAUUAUCUGCACGGUAGUGUAUGGGUACCGCACAAUGUGAUAUAUACCAAGAUAUUUUUCUACACCCCUCAUAGACAGUAAAUUGUAGAUCCUCCCCCAAUAGAAGAAAAAUAUGUAAAUCUGAAUGUUAAGGUAUGUAGGAUUACCCGGUUUAUUUUUAGCUGUACUCUACACUUGUAGCUUUCCUUUGACCAAUACCUUUUGUUAUUAUUAUUUAUUUUCUUUCAUUCCACCUGUGACCUUUCGAGGACAUACCCGUGUUAAUGAUUUUAUUUCUUUAGAUAUUUAUGCACCUGAUUCCUUACAGUUGUCUUCUGACGGUUUUGUGGGGGUAUUUAUAGAAUGUUUCUUUAUAUAUAUAUAUACACACUUAUGUCUCUAUUAUUCAUCCUCCAUGUGUUAGUAUCAGUUACAUUGACUUUUUAUAUUAAAAAAAUAAUGGAAUAA